UACGUCAAUUCAAAUUUGUACAACCUUUUUUCGAAAUCCAACUAUUUAGCACAAAAAAAAAAUAUAUAUUUUUUAGAAAAAUGUUGUCGAAAAUCUUCCAACGCGGCUUUUUGGGUGCAACUAAAAAUUGUUUGAGCUUUGGUGCAAAUCGAGUUUUCAGCAAUGAAUACAGUCCUUAUAUACCCGGCGGUGGACUUGAGAAGCUACAAGGCGGCUUUAAGGAGGAAAGCUUUUUUAAGCUAAACGACGUAAAAUUGAUGCUGAAAAUGCGUGAACAGACAUUACGUGGCUCUGGAUAUGACACCAGUGAUAUUAACAUUGCAAUUGCAGAGGUCGACCGUUUGCAACGCGAUACGGAAAAUGAGGUUCAUCGUCAGCAUAGUUUAAUGAACAAGCAAAAGAAUUGCAUGGAGGAGCUAUACUUUCUGGUCGAAGAAACGAUGAACUUGCAUAAAUUAGAACAGAAAAUGCGCGUGGAAGUCGAACAGAAGUUGCGUGAUGAACGCGCAAUGAAGGAGCGUCAACGUGCUUCCGCUGAGUUAGCAAAUCAAAUGGAAGCGAUGCCUAAAAUGCGCAAAGCCCCAGUAUUCAAGUGAAUUUUUAUUUAUAUAUAUUUUUUUCCAAUCUCCUUUUUAUUGAAAGGCAAAGAAAAAUUACGAUACAAAUAAUAUAUUUUUGGAUAAAAAUACGUUUAUAUGCACGUUGGCUUUUUUAAAUUUUAUUUCGUUUUUAAGAGCUACAUACGUUUGUUUCCGGAUGCAUAUCUGAAAAAGUGGGUGAAAUUUAAAAAAGCCCAACUGCCGAAUCGUACGUUGCAUAAAUACGAGUAUAUAAACGAAACAAAAACAAACUAAGACACAAAACUUGUUAACGAGCAACUGUUGUACAAACGUUUUGCACAAAAGCGCGUAAAGGUCGUUUCGAACAUUUAUAAGUAGUAGAAAAUUUGCAGUAACCAAUUUUAGGUAAUAAAAAAAAUCAUCGAGACUUGUGAAAGUGACCCAAAAAAGCCACUAACAGAAAGCAAUUAUUUAUUAAUUGAUAAGUUUCGAAUUCUAUCGUUAGCUGAAUACUAGGCACAUGCAUUCAUAUAUCAUAUAUUUGUAUGUAGUAUUUAUUUUAUGAUUUUUUCCUUAAGAAUUUAAUAUUAAAAUAUAUUUGAGCGAAU
Anastrepha ludens (Mexican fruit fly) is the source of this 1168-nucleotide messenger RNA. RefSeq lists its product as uncharacterized. The record is from RefSeq and is a predicted model, not a curated record. NCBI's taxonomy places the organism in Eukaryota, Metazoa, Arthropoda, Insecta, Diptera, Tephritidae. The transcript is spliced from 3 exons. The coding region runs from base 81 to 596 and encodes 171 amino acids.